AGGUGAGUUCAGCUAACAUUAUUGCAAUUCUCUUGGUACUUUAUAUUAAUUUGUCCGUUUAUAUAUUUCAAUAUCUUUGGUUCUAAUGCAUUGGUUUUUUUUGGGUAUAGGUUAAUGGUCUCCCCCAGUGAUCCUUUCUGGCAAUAUGAUUUUGAUGAUGCUUAUUUUAACUCCGACGAUGAUGACAUGGACAGUGGUGGUUGUGGUGAUGACAUGGACACUAGUUUGAGUGAUGACGACAUGGAUAUAAGUGAUUGUGACGAUGACAUGACCACUGGUGCAGACACAGACUCGGAGUAUACAGCGAGGAGGAGGAGUUUUGGUUUGUAUUUCCACUUAUUGGCGAGAUGGUGGCAUAUUUCCAACGGCAUUACGACAAGCGCCCACAACGUACUAGCAUUUUGAGUGGAAGCGAUUAUAUGGCUGAAGUGAGAGAUGGCAAUCCUACCAAUUGCCAUGAGAUGUUCCGCAUGACACUAGAUCUAUUCUAUCACUUGGUUGAGGAGCUGAAACAUUAUGGGUACUUGAAGGAAGGGAAAGGGCGUGUUGACGUGUAGGAGGCAGUGGCCAUAUUCUUGUACACUGUUGGGCAUAAUACUCGGAUGCGGCCUGUGGCAGACAGAUUUCAGCAUUCCACUGAAACUGUGGAUCGCAAGUUCCGUAGGGUGUUGCGAGCUAUCCACACAUGGGGCCAACAUUUAAUCAAGCCAGAUCCGAAUGUGGUAGGCCUUCCAGAGCAUUUGCGGGGGAACAAUAAGUAUGACCCUUGGUUUGAGAGAAGCAUAGGAGCUAUUGACGGAACACAUGUUAGUUCUCGGCCUUCAGCGAUAAGACUCCAGACUCAUAGGAGUCGCAAGAGCACUGUUACAACCAACGUCAUGUGUGCAUGUGACCAUGACAUGCGGUUUACAUAUGUCCAUGGUGGUUGGGAGGGAAGCGCCAACGACUCCAGGGUGUUUGAAGAAGCUAUUAAAGACCCAAAGCAUGGCUUCCCAUGGCCACCGGAAGGUUCCUAUUACUUGGUUGAUUCGGGGUAUCCCAUUGGUGCAUCAUUCCUUCCACCACAUAAGGCCACCCGAUAUCAUACUCAAGAACCUUGGUAG
Messenger RNA from Quercus robur (English oak), 1103 nucleotides. RefSeq lists its product as uncharacterized. The record is from RefSeq and is a predicted model, not a curated record. Bases 603 to 1103 code for a protein of 166 amino acids. NCBI's taxonomy places the organism in Eukaryota, Viridiplantae, Streptophyta, Magnoliopsida, Fagales, Fagaceae. The transcript has 3 exons.